GGUUCGCCGUGCGCUGCGGGAGUGAAGGCGGCCCGGUCUGGCGGGGGGCGACGAGGCCACGCGCAGCCCCGGCCGCGCACAGGCGGGGGCGGCGCGAGGCAAGGGGUCGAUACUCGGCGGGCCAGCGACAGCCUAGUUCAGCGAGGAGUCAGCCAGCGCACCGGCAGCAACCAGCCCACGGCAGUCGCUGCAAGCCGCCCCGACCACACAGACAGGACCCGCCAUGAAGCUGCUGCUGCUGAGCGCCGUGGCGCUGCUGGCGGCCACCAGCCCCGCCCUCGCCUGGGGCGGCCUCUUCAACCGCUUCAGCCCCGAGAUGUUGUCCAACCUGGGCUACGGCGGCCACGGCUACGGCAGCUACCGCGCCCAGCCGCUGCUGCAGCGGUUCCAGAAUCCUGGAGAGGUGUUCCAGGAACUCCAGGAAGAGGAAGAAGAGCCAUGCUACGGAAAGAAGUGUACUGCCAAUGAACAUUGCUGUCCGGGGUCUGUGUGCGUGGAUGUAGACGGCAUCGUGGGGUCGUGCUUGUUCGCGUACGGCCUGAAGCAGGGCGAGGCCUGCCGCCGCGACAACGACUGCGAGACCGGCCUGCUGUGCACCGAGGUGGCGGGCGAGGGGCGCACCUGCCAGCCGCCCAUCUCCAACAAGAAGCAGUACAGCGAGGACUGCACCAUGAGCAGCGAGUGUGACAUCGGCAAGGGGCUGUGCUGCCAGUUGCAGCGGCGACAUCGGCAGGCGCCGCGCAAGGUGUGCUCCUAUUUCAAAGACCCUCUCAUCUGCAUCGGACCAGUAGCAGCUGACCAGGUGAAAGACGACAUAGAGCACACGGCUGGAGAGAAGAGACUCACCGGCAAGGCUACCAACUUCAACCACCUGCGCCGGAAGUAGAACGACCCACUCCUGCCAACAAAAACACAUAAAUAUUUAUUUCUCUUUCAGAUAAUGUCAUGUCGUGUUCUCUUGACAGCCUAAUGUCGUACCGUCAUCUAUUGGUUCAACAUAAGUGUUUUGUAAAACAUGAAUUACGGCUAGAUAUUAAGUUUAGACGAGUUUGUUGUAGAUGCUACCAAAAGCAAACAUUACAUGAUUCUGUAAGAAACAUGUAUUCGGUUACAAUUGUUACUGACUAUCCUAAAGAAAAUGGCGAGAGGCCUACAAACAAAUUAUUGUAUACAUUUAUAAUAUUUAAAAUACAAAUGAAAUACUGUAAAAAAUCUGACGUCAACUAGUUGAAAGCUAGAAACUUAAUAUGGCCUAAAGAAAAAAAAUGCAAAUACGUUUACAAAAUCUCGUUUGCAACAUAGUAAGGCUACGAAGAACAAUUAUGCAAAUAAUUAAAUAUCCAACUAUUGAAACCCGGUGACAUCUCCAUGACGAUUUCACGAGAAAAGUGAUCCAGUUCUGUUAGCGUUUUUAUCACAUCAUAUGAUACAUAUUGGAGAAAUAAAAGGUUUGAUAGUGUGGAAAGAACUUUAGUUCAUAUAAUCGAGUCAGCCUAAUCGUUUUAUUAUUGUAUAAAACGUUUUUAACAAACUUCAAACCUAUACUUAAUGUCAUACGUUUUUAUUUGAAAAUAUGUAUAACCUUCUUUUAGUACUUAAAAAUAAAAUAAAAAGUAAAAUGCUAAAUUUGUUAGACAAUGAUAUGCAAUAAGUGACAAUACUUGUAAGUAUUUUGUUCAACUGUGCAUAAAAUAAUUACACCUUCACUUUCAGAACUAAAAAAUUCCAACGCAAAACAAUUAAAUUUCUAAAUUGUAUUCGCUGCUUGAAAGUCGAGUAACGAGGAAGUUUAAAUUAUUUUCCGUUGGUUUUAUUCCCGAACACGCUUACGCACAACAGAUAUCAUGCCCAGACGAGACGUUACCAAAGAAGUGACGACAGAAGGAGCCACUCGUGGAUUGAAAUUUCCCUGCUCUUGCCAACUUCGCCGUGUGAUGAAAAAUAAUAAUACAUAAUAAUUAGGAAGCACGGCUCGAGAACUUGAGAGAUGGACGCGCGCGCGUGUGUGUAUGCGUGUGUUUUUGACACGGAGGUUUAACUGUGCGUGAGCCGUCAGCGCCGGUGGCGACGCUCCACUUCACUGUGCUGUUACUGGCUGAGGCAUUGUUGGUAACCCUGCGCCGCCGCGCCUGCGGCCCGCACUCCCGCGCACGAACCACGCACACUAGCGGAACUCCGGAACGCGCCCGCUCUCCUCUCCCCGACACAAACAAAACCUGAUGCGACAUUUCCCGUUCGGUCGCGUGCCCCUCUCGUUUCCGUCGUCGGCGCGGUUAAGCAGGCGGUCGGCGUCGGCACGGAGAACGCGGAGCCACUGACCGCCCAAACACAAGGUUGACGCUCGUAAGUGAAUAAACAUAUCAGAAAUGUAAAGGAAACGAAAUCGAUUUUAACGAAGACAUAUCAUUUUAACACUAACGUUUGUGCGAUGUCCAUUGUCAAAGAUACAUAUCAUAUUGAGAAAGAAACAGACUACAGCAAACAUAUCAUGUACGUUCACAUUCACAAAAAAAAUUUUUAUUCAUAACUCUUUUUGUUAAUAUUUUUGCAUUACUACAAAUAAUUUCAUAAUUUUCAGUCAUUGAGAAUAUACCGUAUAAUAAUCACGUACAAAAAUACAUAAUUUUCACGUCAAACAUUGUUAAUUUUUUUUUUUUCUUGAUUUAUUUACGUACAUUGAUUUUCCGCAAAUGAAUAUUGCCAAGAAUUAACCCAAAUCAUAUGACUAAGGCUGAUGCAGUACAACAUAAUAAAUCUUUUGACAUGAGUUUAUUCCAUUAUUUUUGUAAUGUUAUUAAAUGUUGAUAUAUUCUAUUCAAAAAAGUUAUAGUCUUAAAGCUUUAAAUGUUGUUUAUUGAUAGAUACCACAAAACUGUGCUAUAUUUUCAAUGUUUCUGCCUCUAUAAAAUUUAUGUAUUAAAAUUAUAUUUCAAAUAUGAUUAUACAUUUAUUGCAUUAUUAAAGUCAUGCGUGUAUUAAUUACUGUGUUCAAAGCAA
Messenger RNA from Bacillus rossius redtenbacheri, 2997 nucleotides. RefSeq names its product ITG-like peptide. The record is from RefSeq and is a predicted model, not a curated record. The transcript has 6 exons. NCBI's taxonomy places the organism in Eukaryota, Metazoa, Arthropoda, Insecta, Phasmatodea, Bacillidae. The coding region runs from base 224 to 886 and encodes 220 amino acids.